AAACAAUAACCUUCACAGACAGUUAAUAAAACACUAACAGAACAGCCUCCGCAUAUCACUCGAAAUUGAAAAGGUCGAUUGCAUUUGGCUCAUGACCGAACAGAAACAUGCUGGUGCUGAGCUGAACUUGUUCUCAACCGCGAUCAGUGCGCAUACAAAUUGAGACCCGGUGAAACGGGUUGAUAAGUUGCAGUGCCAAGAUCAGAUGUGCACGCCAUGUUCCAAGAAUGUGUGAAAAGGUGCCGAUGACACUUGUGCAGAACUUAUCAGCACCUGCCGUUGCCACUUAUGGUGGAGCAACUUCAGAGCGGAGGGAACGAUGAGCAUAACAAUUUCAAAAAAAAAGUUACAUUCGCUGCUGAUAGUGGUAAACAACUUUCUCGUUGAGGCCUACACUCCCGAUCAAAAUUUUGGGAUCACCCUUUAAAAGCAUUCAAAAACGCAGAGUUUUCGCAAUCGACUGAUCCAUGUGGCCAUCUAUGUAUGAAGUUCGCCAAGAAAAAUACCGUUCCAACUGAAUGACUGACCAUGAUAGUGACACCAAAAAUUAUGAAGGGAGCCCUCCCGAAGCGGUUCAUCGUGGCCGUGAUGAUCUUCAUUGCGUGUCUAACAUCAUUCAUGUUGCGUGUCAACAUGUCCAUCAAUAUACUGGCAAUGGUUCAGCCAACGGCAACGGCCAGACAGGCGACAAACCCAAAUGCGUCUUCAUCAGUCAGUCAAGCGGCAAGGCUUCCAACCCCGAGCAGUGUUACCGUUCUGUUGCCAGACACGAAAGACUCGACAGAUGCAGCAAACGAAACCUCAUUUACGAGCGACUCGACAGAAGUCGAUAAAGAUCCAGAUCUUCAAAACUUUGGACCGCGAUACCGAUGGGAUCAGAAAACUCAAGGAAACAUUCUUGGGGCGUAUUUCUACGGGUAUUUGCUCACUUCGCUACCAGCUGGACUGCUAGCAGAGCGCUUUGGACCGAAACUGCUGAUAACGGUAUCGUUUGUGGCGUGUGCUCUCACGACUGCAGUUACGCCACUUUUGGCUGAGUUGGGAGCGUGGACUGUGAUUGGGUCAAGAGCUGUGAUAGGACUGCUCGCUGGCUUCGUGUAUCCUUGUCUGCACAAUCUCAUAUCUAGGUGGAUUCCUCCAAACGAAAGGGGCAAAGUGAUAGCAUGCAUCUCCGGCGGAAGUACCUUCGGAACAGUGAUCACCUGGCCAAUCGCCGGUAUAAUUACCGAACAGUUUGGAUGGCCGGCUUCCUUUUACGUAUCGGCACUUUUUGUUUUACUGAUCGCAGUCCUUUGGGUUUGCUUAAUUGAAGAUUCGCCAGCACAGCACAGGACGAUAACUGCGGAGGAGAAGCAAAUCAUUAAUGAUUCCUUCGGAGGCACGGUAUCCAAGUCGAAGUCGUGGCCACCGCUAGGCAAAGCGUUCACAUCGUUACCAUAUCUGUCGCUUCUUCUGUUACACUAUGGAAACUUUUGGGGUAUGAACUUCUUCAUAACGCAAGCCCCGAAAUUCAUGAACGAAGUGCUUGGCUUCAACUUGUCUAACGCUGGAUUUCUAUCCAGUUUACCAUACCUUGCUCGUAUGUUCUCCGGUUUCUUCUUCGGCUACAUCGGCGAUCUGAUUCGACAGAAGGACUUCAUGAGUACAACCGCCGUAAGGAAAUCAUUCUGCUUGUUCUCUCAUCUCAUUCCUGGAGCCAUCCUGAUAGCACUUCCGUACAUCGGGCAAGACCCGUUGGUGUGCGUAUCGCUUAUCGUGGCUUGUCUAGGCGUCAACGGUGCCUCAACCAUAACGAAUCUCGUCAACGCGCAAGAUCUCGCACCGAACUUUGUAGCGACUCUGUACGGAGUAAUGAACUUCCUCGGCACUACGGCCGGAUUCAUUGCGCCCAUGCUUGUGGCGCAUUUCACCUCUGAUAUGAACACCAUGGAGCAGUGGAAGAACGUGUUUCUCAUUAGUGCCGCCAUGUACGUGGUUUCGGGACUGAUCUUCAUAGCUUUUGGUUCGGGAAAAGUUCAAAGCUGGAAUGAUGUGAAGCAGAAAUCGGAGCCAACAACUGAAAGUGAUAAAGUGGAUAAUAAUGUCACUUACAAUGGCGAGUGCAGCAUUAUAAAAAGAUGAUGAUUUUUAAUAUAAUUAGGUGUCCAUUAAAUGGAUAUUUACAUAAAUCAGUAUUCUCCAUAUACUGUUUUCGAAUUUAUAUUUUAACAUAAAAUAAAUAAAGUAAAACUUAU
Messenger RNA from Aedes aegypti (yellow fever mosquito), 2234 nucleotides. RefSeq names its product sialin. Gene Ontology annotation, cellular component: plasma membrane. The record is from RefSeq and is a predicted model, not a curated record. Gene Ontology annotation, molecular function: transmembrane transporter activity. The transcript is spliced from 5 exons. NCBI's taxonomy places the organism in Eukaryota, Metazoa, Arthropoda, Insecta, Diptera, Culicidae. Bases 529 to 2121 code for a protein of 530 amino acids. Gene Ontology annotation, biological process: monoatomic anion transport; transmembrane transport.